Molecule: messenger RNA, 5147 nt
Organism: Mesoplodon densirostris (Blainville's beaked whale)
Lineage: Eukaryota; Metazoa; Chordata; Mammalia; Artiodactyla; Ziphiidae
Gene: TMEM87B
Product: transmembrane protein 87B
Exons: 19
Coding region: 124-1791 (555 amino acids)
Biological process (GO): retrograde transport, endosome to Golgi
Cellular component (GO): Golgi apparatus; membrane
Source: RefSeq, a predicted model, not a curated record
GCCCCGCCUCCAUGCCCCAGCCACACUUCCCGGACCCGAACCCGUCCGGGGCGGAGCUGCACCAGGUGCGGGCCUGGGGCGUGGCGGGCGUCACGGAGCGCCAGGUGCGGCUUCCGCGUCAAGAUGGCCGCCACCAGCUGGGCCGGGGUCUGGCUCCCAUCCCGCGGCUGCCUUCCCGCCAGGCGCCCGCUGCUGCGAGUCGCCCUCUGCCUUCUGUGCUGGGGCCCGGCGGCUGUGGGCGCCGUCCCCGAGCUCGGGCUCUGGGCAGCGACGAUCAAUGACAAAUCAGGACCUUUGAUAUUUAGGAAAACUAUGUUUAACUCUACUGAGAUCAAGUUUUCUGUUAAGUCAUUCAGUUGCUCUGGGCCUGUGAAGUUUACCAUAGUGUGGCUUUUGGAACAUCAUACCUGUCACAAUGAAUAUUCUAACCUGGAAGAGCUGUCCCAGAAACAUGAACUUAGUGUCAGUGAAGACUUCUGUGGUCAUUAUUUCAAGAACAGCGAAUGUUGGACAACAAAAACUGAAAACUUAGAUUGCGACAGUGAUUUACAGGUGUUUCCCUCAUUGAAUAAUAAAGAACUAAUAACAAAUACCAGUAAUGUUUCAAACCAGGAAGGGUCAACGGAUGUUGUAGCCAAAACACAGAGAGAUGGGUUUCAUAUCUUUAUUGUUUCUAUUAAAACAGAAAAAACAGAUGCAAGCUGGAAUUUGAAUGUUUCUCUUUCUAUGAUGGGGCCUCAUGGAUAUAUCUCUGCAUCAGAUUGGCCUCUGAUGAUUUUCUACAUGGUGAUGUGUAUCGUUUAUAUCUUAUAUGGCGUACUCUGGCUGAUGUGGUCUGCCUGCUAUUGGAAAGAUAUAUUAAGAAUCCAGUUCUGGAUUGCAGCUGUUAUUUUCCUGGGAAUGCUUGAAAAAGCAGUUUUUUAUGCUGAAUACCAAAACAUCAACAGCACUGGGUUAUCAACCCAGAGUUUACUGAUCUUCGCGGAGUUGAUAUCUGCGAUUAAGAGGACGCUGGCUCGCCUUCUGGUGAUCAUCGUGAGCUUGGGAUACGGCAUUGUCAAGCCUCGUCUAGGAACAGUCAUGCACCGGGUCAUCGGACUGGGGAUUCUUUACUUUAUCUUUGCGGCUACUGAAGGCGUGAUAAGAGUCAUUGGGGCAAAUGAUUCAGAUCUUGUGCUUCUGGCCAGCCUCCCUCUGUCUCUCCUUGACUCUGGCUUGUGCUGGUGGAUUUUUAUAAGUUUGGCACAAACUAUGAAGACUCUAAGGCUAAGAAAGAACACAGUGAAAUUUUCUUUGUACAGGCACUUUACAAAUACCCUGAUCUUUGCCAUAAUGGCAUCUGUAGUGUUUAUGGUGUGGACAACUAAGACAUUUAGAAUUGCAAAAUGUCAAUCAGAUUGGAUGGAACGCUGGGUUGAUGAUGCAUUUUGGAGCUUCCUUUUUUCCCUUAUCCUUAUUGUAAUAAUGUUUUUGUGGAGACCAUCAGCAAAUAAUCAGAGAUAUGCCUUCAUGCCCUUAAUAGAUGAUUCUGAUGAUGAAAUUGAAGAAUUCAUGGUAACAUCUGAAAAUUUAACUGACGGAAUAAAAUUAAGAGUCUCAAAAAUGGUUUCCAAUGGAACAGCUAAACCUGCUACUUCUGAUAAUUUUGAUGAAGAUUUGAAGUGGGUGGAGGAAAACAUUCCCUCUUCAUUCACAGAUAUAGCUCUUCCAGUAUUAGCGGAUUCAGAUGAGGAAAUUAUGACCAGAUCUGAAAUGGCAGAAAAAAUGUUCUCUUCAGAAAAAAUAAUGUGAUUGGAACCCACAUAAAUGAAGCCUGCAUAACAGUGAAGGACUUCCUCAAGACUAAAAGAGAACUUUGUUUUGAUAUAGUACAAUCAGUUUUUAUUGCAUGAUCUUGGAAAUCUAUGUACUAAAAUUAGGAAUUCAGAUGGUGGGAGGGUUCUGCAACCCUUAUUAAGCUGACUCUUGAAUGCCAGUUUAACGUCCAUUAAAUUGCCUAGACUUGGCAAUGACCUGAGAGAAGUAUUAUAGUAAAGAUAGGUGCCCAAAUGCCCUUGGCUGAUGGGUGGCAGGCGUGUGGGUUUGGGUUCUCUCUUUUUUUCCUGGGAAAUACGACAAUUUAAAACAACUUUGUUACAUCAACACUCCUACUGUUCUUCCACUGACCUUUGUUUGAUUUGUGAUUCUGAGGUGUGGUAAAGCAGUGUCUCCACUCUUGGGUUUAUAGUUACUAGAUGCAGUAAUAAUUCUCUUUGAUUUUCAUGCUGAAGCAAUUUGAUAAGAAGUAAAACUUGGUUAACGUUGGAACAUAAGGAUGUUUAUAUGGUUAGGUUUGCUGUGUGUGUGUACCUGUGUGUAUGCACAUCUGCACAAAGCCCUUGUGUGUGAUUAUCACCACACACAUCAAAUCAUAGCGUUGGUCUUCUCUGUCUGAGCUCAGGGGAGCACAGUACAUGGAGAGAGUUUACUUCCAAAGAUCUGCUCUGCCGCUGUCCCCUCCCUCAGGCCAGAUAUCUGUGUGCUGCUGCUGAAUGCCUGGGGCAGGUGGGGUCCCCUGGCCACAUGGCUCCGCCAGAGCACUUCCUCCCUGGCGAGCUGGGAGGCUCAUUACCAGUGAACCUUGAGGAAACUAGAACCUUCUACGUAAUCUUAGCAUAUUUGGUUUCAUAACAAAAUAUAUAUUUAACUGCAUAGUACAUCACUAUUAAUCUUGUAACUAAUUUUUUAACCUUAAACCAUGUUUUAUACAUUAUUUUGUUACAUUAUAUAUGUAAUGUGUAAUUUGAAAUUAAAAAAAAAUUUUUUUUUAAUGCAGAACGUUCUAAACUUGAAAAGCAGUUGAAUAUAGUAUGAUGGAAAUGGUGAAUGUUUUGCUGCUCUCCUGACCAAAGAUACAGCCUAGUGAACAUUUAGAAUAGGAAUUAAAGUUAGAAUCCUGUGUGUCUUUCUUUGAAGGAGUUCUAAGCUUGUGAGUUGAGGAUGACUUCAGAGUUUUUUGUUUGUUUGUUUGUUUUUUGUUUGUUUUGCGGUAUGCGGGCCUCCCACCGCUGUGGCCCCUUCCGCCACGGAGCACAGGCUCCGGAUGUGCAGGCCCAGCAGCCGUGGCCCACGGGCCCAGCCGCUCCACAGCACGUGGGAUCCUGCCGGACCAGGGCACGAACCCGUGUCCCCCGCAUCGGCAGGCGGACUCCCAACCACUGCGCCACCAGGGAAGCCACCAGAGUUUUUGAUUAAGCAUUAAAGUCUUAACCAGUACAAACACUUAAAUCAUAACCUUUCAUUGAUUUUUUUCAUUGUGAAGCCACAAAACAAAAUGAUUUCUUUCAAAAGCCUGCAUUAUGAAUUGGUUUCUCAUUUACUCGUUUCAUAGGAGUUAGUAAAAAAGCUUUCUAGUAGUAACGCCUCUUGAAAGAUACUUUCAAAUUUAUUUGCAGUAGUGAAUAUGGACCGUGUUGUACUGAGAAAGGUUUGGGACGUCCUUCCCAAGAAAAGAACAUCUAACAGUGUGGUUCCCUUCCUUAUUUCUGUUUCUGCCACAAUAAUGGGCUCCCACCUACCAUCUUUCCCAGCAUUUAUGUCCAUUCUGGUUUUGGUGUAUUUUACCCUCAGCCCAGUUGUUUCAGAGCUGGAGGUGACCAGUGCCUUCUUGUUCCUAACAUUUGUAUCUAAUACCAGUCCCCAGAUUUUGAAGCAGAUUGAUCCCCAACUCAUAGGGCUCUAGUUGAAUUUUGAAAUGUAGAAUCCUGGGUUUCCAGCUGCAGAUGUCGUGGAGUGCGAGUGGGGAGUUGAUGGUAACUGUGUAGUAAUAAGGGAAAAUGCUUCUCACAUAACCUUGAUAGUGUUUAUAAAAACACUUCUGUCUGCAGCUGGCAAGAAAAAUGCUGCCGGUAUGGCUCAGGUGCACACCGCAAUGCAGACUUUUCUCCAAAUCACAGAAAGCAGUGUUUUCUCCUGAUAACCUCAUCAGAAAUGUUUUUCAAGGGGUGUAUACUGUGUCUGUCACCUUCAGUGGCACUUGUGUUUGUUGGUGACUCGUGAGCUGAAUCGAGUGUUCCUACAGCGGACCUUCUCGGCCCCCUUGUGUGCGCAGGAGGGGCUCCCUGGGGCUCUAGCCGUAGUUCUGAUGAAGGACCCCAGGGAGAAGUCACACUCAGAGCCACUGUACAGUUCGUCAUCCCCGCUUCUGCACAAAGUUUCCAGAAACUGGGCAUCAGGGUCUUUGAGGCUCUCACAUCAUUUUAUUCUUAGGAUGUCAUCAGGAUGGGUUUUCCCCAUUAAUGCAGGGAUCUGAGAAUAAGAGUCCAGUUUUAUGUGUUCCUAGGCAAAAUGCUUAAGUGUUUUUAUUAUGCAAUUCAUGUUAGGUUUAUGUGAUGUAUGAAAUCUGCUUAAAAGGGAAUUUUCAUGAUUUGAGUUAGAUUAGUAUUAGUAUCUGCUUUAGUGGAGCUUUAAGUUAGUUUAUUUCAAAAAAUAAGGAAAAAUAGAUGAAUAUGUGAAUUUUUUAAGCCCGAGAGAUAAGAUGCUCCCAUACUUUUUACUUUUCCUGUAAAGAAAAUAAUAUUUAAAAUCUUUCACAUAUCCUGUAGAGAGGACUGACUUUCCCCCUCUAUGGCAGUAUAUUAUAUUUGCACUACUGUAAUGUGAAGAUUGAAAGUAUAAAAGACAUACAUGUACAUGAAAGUAUAAAACGUUGAUUUUUAUAUCCUUUUUUCAAAAGGAAUUUGAGUCUAUUGCACUAGGCCAUACAGGACUGGUUUAUGAGCCGUACUAUGCUAGAUUUAUAAGUCCCUAGUUUUGGUACUUGUGUCUUCGUAUGAUCAACAGCAUGCGAUAAGCAAUACAAAACACCAUGCCUUAUAAGAAAGAAGUUUAACAUGUUGGUUAAAGUACUAAAUUACAUAACGAAUGUAUAUAAGUGACAAAACUAGAUUUAAGGAAAUGUACAUUAUAACACAGGAGCUCAAUAAGAAACUUCUUUAGAACUAGGAAAACAUGUAUUUGGGAAGAAAGGGGCUUAAGAAGUUAUAUAUUUUUAUUUAAAAGUUUAAAUUAUUGUAUUAUUUGGAAGAAGCUGCUCUGAAUGUAGGACAAAGCUAUUUCAAAGAUUUUUGUUUGAAAAAACUGAUGUAUUUUUGUGCCUUAAUAUUUGU